GUUUCAGUCCAGAGGCGGCAGCGGAAGGAGGAGGAGCUCUGGUCGCGCUCUCUCCCGGUAGUGGCUGCACGUCUCAGCGUUUGUCGGAUCCCCACCCCUUUUAAAUAAGCAGGGUUGGUCACCGCCCUCACAGACUAGUUGACUCCGGGGAGGCGGCAGCGGCGAGGCGGCGGGGGUGCGGCCGGGGCCGGAGCCCUGCCAGGGGCCCGGCGGCGGCCGGACUGGCCAGCAGCGAACGAGGCCGCGUUUACACCAGCGGCGCAGCCCCGACAUAAUCCGGGGCUACCCGUGCCGGCCGCGCCAUUGUUGGGGGAGGGGGCGGCUGCUGAGCGUGGCGGAGUCGAGGGUCGAGCGAAGGCGGCGGCAGCCAGGAGCGGAGGCAGCCCAUGGGGAACACGCUGACCUGUUGCGUGUCCCCCAAUGCCAGCCCCAAGCGGGGCCGGCGCGCGGGGUCGGCGGAGCCAGACUACGAGGCUGAGAUCUACGAGGCAGCGGCUGGGGACGCGGUGGCAGUAGCGCCGGCGCCGGCUACCGUGGAACCCGCCGAGCUGGAUUUCGGAGCCGGCGAAGGACACCACCUGCAGCACAUCAGCGACCGGGAAAUGCCCGAAGACUUAGCUUUGGAAUCAAACCCUUCUGACCACCCAAGGGCAAGCACAAUUUUCCUGAGCAAAUCUCAAACGGAUGUGCGAGAAAAGAGGAAGAGCAACCAUUUAAACCAUGUAUCUCCAGGGCAGCUUACUAAAAAGUAUAGCUCAUGCUCAACCAUAUUUCUAGAUGACAGCACAGUCAGCCAGCCUAAUCUUAGAACCACAAUAAAAUGUGUGACCUUAGCAAUAUAUUAUCACAUAAAGAACAGAGAUGCAGAUAGAUCCUUGGAUAUUUUUGAUGAGCGAUCACAUCCACUCACACGGGAAAAGAUUCCAGAGGAAUACUUUAAGCAUGACCCUGAGCACAAAUUCAUUUACAGAUUUGUUCGUACUCUUUUUAGUGCUGCACAGCUCACAGCUGAAUGUGCAAUAGUAACAUUGGUUUACUUAGAAAGGCUUUUAACUUAUGCUGAGAUCGACAUUUGUCCCACUAACUGGAAAAGAAUUGUUUUGGGAGCCAUUCUUCUUGCCUCCAAAGUUUGGGACGAUCAGGCUGUAUGGAAUGUGGACUACUGCCAGAUCCUCAAGGACAUUACAGUUGAGGACAUGAAUGAGAUGGAAAGGCACUUUCUGGAGCUACUUCAGUUUAAUAUUAAUGUUCCUGCUAGUGUUUAUGCCAAAUACUACUUUGACCUUCGCUCCUUAGCAGAUGACAACAACCUGAAUUUUCUAUUUGCUCCUCUUAGCAGAGAGCGAGCACAGAACCUAGAGGCUAUUUCCAGAUUGUGUGAUGACAAAUACAAAGACAUGUGCAGAGCCGCUAUGAGAAGAUCUUUCAGCGCUGAUAAUUUCAUUGGUAUUCAGCGCUCCAUUGCCAUCCUCUCUUAAGGGAGAAGUGAGGGGUUGUAACAUCAUAAACCCCUCAAUAACAAGGACUGGAGAAAUAUCACCUCUCCUGCUCAAAAACCAGCAAAGUUAGUAUUUUCAUCUAAAAGAAAUACAUUGAAUUCAAGAGAUUCAUAGACAGCAAGGAUUAUGCUCAUAGGAAAGAAUGGGACCUUGUCAGUGCAACACACUCUUCUGUCCUUUUUAAUGUAAACAGAGUUACAAAAACCACUCCAAGCUAAAAGCUCCCAACUCUGCUCAAAAACCAGCAAAGUCAGUAUUUUCAUCUAAAAGAAAGAUACUGAAUUCAAGAGAUUCAUAGACAGCAAGGAUUAUGCUCAUAGGAAAGAAUGGGACCUUGUCAGUGCAGCACACUCUUCUGUCCUUUUUUAUGUAAACAGAGUUACAAAAACCACUCCAAAGCUAAAAGCUUCCAACUCUGCUCAAAAACCAGCAAAGUCAGUAUUUUCAUCUAAAAGAAAGAUAUUGAAUUCAAGAGAUUCAUAGACAGCAAGGAUUAUGCUCAUAGGAAAGAAUGGGACCUUGUCAGUGCAACACACUCUUCUGUCCUUUUUUAUGUAAAAAGAGUUACAAAAACCACUCCAAAGCUAAAAGCUCCCAACUCUGCUCGAAAACCAGCAAAGUCAGUAUUUUCAUCUAAAAGAAAGAUACUGAAUUCAAGAGAUUCAUAGACAGCAAGGAUUAUGCUCAUAGGAAAGAAUGGGACCUUGUCAGUGCAACACACUCUUCUGUCCUUUUUUAUGUAAACAGUUACAAAAACUACUCCAAAGCUAAAAGCUCCCAACCCACACACACAGAUAUUUCCUUACUGCGUAGGCUGAUAGCUGUGAACUAUGUGAGGUUUUUAAAUGAAUAUUUUAGAUUUAUAGACUUUAAAGACACUAACUGUGUAACUUUUAUGAUUUUCCUAUUUUUCAUCCCCACUCCCCCAUAUUGCUGCACACUCCUAUAGAAUCAGUGCAGCAUUACCAUCAAAACAUGGGCCAUUGCUGCACACUCCUAUAGAAUCUGCAGCAUUACCAUCAAAACAUGGGCCAUUGCUGCACACUCCUAUAGAAUCUGCAGCAUUACCAUCAAGACAUGGGCCAUUGCUGCACACUCCUAUAGAAUCUGCAGCAUUACCAUCAAAACAUGGUCCACUGCUGCACACCCCUUUAGAAUCUGCAGCAUUACCAUCAAAACAUGGGCCAUUGAUGCACACUCCUAUAGAAUCUGCAGCAUUACCAUCAAAACAUGAGCCAUUGCUGCACACUCCUGUGGAAUCAGUGCAGCAUUACCAUCAAAACAUGGUCCAUUGCUGCACACUCCUAUGGAAUCAGUGCAGCAUUACCAUCAAGACAUGGGCCAUUGCUGCACACUCCUAUAGAAUCAGUGCAGCAUUACCAUCAAAAUAUGGUCCAUUGCUGCACACUCCUAUGGAAUCAGUGCAGCAUUACCAUCAAGACAUGGUCCAUUGCUGCACAUUCCUAUAGAAUCAGUGCAGCAUUACCAUCAAAACAUGAGCCAUUGCUGCACAUUCCUUUACAAUCAGUGCAGCAUUACCAUCAAAACAUGGUCCAUUGCUGCACACUCCUAUAGAAUCAGUGCAGCAUUACCAUCAAAACAUGGGCCAUUGCUGCACACUCCUGUGGAAUCAGUGCAGCAUUACCAUCAAAACAUGGUCCAUUGCUGCACACUCCUGUGGAAUCAGUGCAGCAUUACCAUCAAAACAUGGUCCAUUGCUGCACACUCCUAUAGAAUCAGUGCAGCAUUACCGUCAAAACAUGGGCCAUUGCUGCAUACUCCUUUAGAAUCUGCAGCAUUACCAUCAAAACAUGGUCCAUUGCUGCACAUUCCUAUAGAAUCAGUGCAGCAUUACCAUCAAAACAUGGUCCAUUGCUGCACACUCCUUUAGAAUCAUUGCAGCAUUACCAUCAAAACAUGGUCCAUUGCUGCACACUCCUGUGGAAUCAGUGCAGCAUUACCAUCAAGACAUGGUCCAUUGCUGCACAUUCCUAUAGAAUCAGUGCAGCAUUACCAUCAAAACAUGGUCCAUUGCUGCACACUCCUUUAGAAUCAUUGCAGCAUUACCAUCAAAACAUGGUCCAUUGCUGCAUACUCCUAUAGAAUCAGUGCAGCAUUACCAUCAAAACAUGGUCCAUUGCUGCACACUCCUGUGGAAUCAGUGCAGCAUUACCAUCAAAACAUGGUCCAUUGCUGCAUACUCCUAUAGAAUCAGUGCAGCAUUACCAUCAAAACAUGGUCCAUUGCUGCACACUCCUAUAGAAUCAGUGCAGCAUUACCAUCAAAACAUGGUCCAUUGCUGCACACUCCUGUGGAAUCAGUGCAGCAUUACCAUCAAAACAUGGUCCAUUGCUGCACACUCCUAUAGAAUCAGUGCAGCAUUACCAUCAAAACAUGGUCCAUUGCUGCACACUCCUGUGGAAUCAGUGCAGCAUUACCAUCAAAACAUGGUCCAUUGCUGCACACUCCUAUAGAAGCAGUGCAGCAUUACCAUCAAAACAUGGUCCAUUGCUGCACACUCCUGUGGAAUCAGUGCAGCAUUACCAUCAAAACAUGGUCCAUUGCUGCACACUCCUAUAGAAUCAGUGCAGCAUUACCAUCAAAACAUGGUCCAUUGCUGCACACUCCUAUAGAAUCAGUGCAGCAUUACCAUCAAAACAUGGUCCAUUGCUGCACACUCCUAUAGAAUCAGUGCAGCAUUACCGUCAAAACAUGGGCCAUUGCUGCAUACUCCUUUAGAAUCUGCAGCAUUACCAUCAAAACAUGGUCCAUUGCUGCACACUCCUAUAGAAUCAGUGCAGCAUUACCAUCAAAACAUGGUCCAUUGCUGCACACUCCUUUAGAAUCAUUGCAGCAUUACCAUCAAAACAUGGUCCAUUGCUGCACACUCCUAUAGAAUCAGUGCAGCAUUACCAUCAAAACAUGGUCCAUUGCUGCACACUCCUAUAGAAUCAGUGCAGCAUUACCGUCAAAACAUGGGCCAUUGCUGCAUACUCCUUUAGAAUCUGCAGCAUUACCAUCAAAACAUGGUCCAUUGCUGCACACUCCUAUAGAAUCAGUGCAGCAUUACCAUCAAAACAUGGUCCAUUGCUGCACACUCCUGUAGAAUCAGUGCAGCAUUACCAUCAAAACAUGAGCCAUUGCUGCAUACUCCUAUGGAAUCAGUGCAGCAUUACCAUCAAAACAUGGUCCAUUGCUGCACACUCCUAUAGAAUCAGUGCAGCAUUACCAUCAAAACAUGGUCCAUUGUUGCACACUCCUGUGGAAUCAGUGCAGCAUUACCAUCAAAACAUGGUCCAUUGCUGCACAUUCCUAUAGAAUCAGUGCAGCAUUACCCAGCAUUACCAUCAAAACAUGGUCCAUUGCUGCACACUCCUGUGGAAUCAGUGCAGCAUUACCGUCAUAACAUGGGCCAUUGCUGCAUACUCCUUUAGAAUCUGCAGCAUUACCAUCAAGACAUGGGCCAUUGCUGCAUACUUCUAUAGAAUCAGUGUAGCAUUACCGUCAAAACAUGGGCCAUUGCUGCAUACUCCUUUAGAAUUGGUGCAGCAUUACUGUCAAAACAUGGGACUCCUAACAACUCAUAAGGCCACUUAGGAACAGACUGUUGUAGCAUUGUUAGAUUUUGAAGGAUUCUUCCUCCCACUAUAUCAUUGAAGCUGCUAGUCAUUAUUGGCAAUCGAUUUAAACCAAAAAGCUGCUGAAUAACACCUGUCAUUCAAAUUCUUCGCAAGCACUACUUAUUAGCAUGUUUGAGAUCAUAAACGGAGAAAGUAUUACUUCUAUUGGGUCCAUGCUGCAUUUUUUUGUGAACUAUAAUGGUGCUUCUCAUUUUCUGAUGAUUUUCCUCUUAGUUAAAUACUUGUAUUAAAAGAUAUUUUCAUAAUUCCAACCAACGUGGUGAUCAAGUGGUUAACAUUUCAUAAUUCCAACCAACAUGGUGAUCAAAUGGUUAACGAGCAGGUAGUGAAAAAGGUGUCCCAAAAGUCUUAGUGCAAUUUUAAGCUUUAAUAUAGUGUGCUUGGGCACUCCAGGACACUGCUGCAGAAGUAUAAAUGCUACAGACUGGCAGCACAUCACUUGAAAGUUUAACCGAAUUCCUUCUAAACAUUAAGCUUUUAAUUUUAAUUUCUUGUUUCAGCCCCUCACUUGAAAGUUUAACUGAAUUUCUUCUAAACUCGCUUAGUUUUGCAAAUUUUAAACAUUAAGCUUUUAAUUUUAAUUUUUUGUUUCAGCCCCUCACUUGAAAGUUUAACUGAAUUCCUUCUAAACUCGCUUAGUUUUGCAAAUUUUAAACAUUAGCUUUUAGUUUUAAUUUUUUGUUUCAACCCCUCACUUGAAAGUUUAACUGAAUUUCUUCUAAACUCGCUUAGUUCAGGGGCUGAAACAAAAAAUUAAAAGCUUAAUGUUUAAAAUUUGCAAAACUAAGCGAGUUUAGAAGGAAUUCAGUUAAACUUUCAAGUGAGGGGCUGAAACAAAAAAUUAAAACUAAAAGCUUAAUGUUUAAAAUUUGCAAAACUAUAAGCGAGUUUAGAAGGAAUUCUGUUAAACUUUCAAGUGAGGGGCUGAAACAAAAAAUUAAAAUUAAAAGCUUAAUGUUUAAAAUUUGCAAAACUAUAAGUGAGUUUAGAAGGAAUUCUGUUAAACUUUCAAGUGAGGGGCUGAAACAAAAAAUUAAAAUUAAAAGCUUAAUGUUUAAAAUUUGCAAAACUAAGCGAAUUUAGAAGGAAUUCAGUUAAACUUUCAAGUGAGGGGCUGAAACAAGAAAUUAAAAUUAAAAGCUUAGUGUUUAGAAGAAAUUCGGUUAAACUUUCAGGUGAUGUGCUGCCAGUCUGUAGCAUUUAUAUUUCUACAAGUAUCAAAGCUUAAAAUUGCACUAAGACUUCAGGGGAUACCUUGCAUCUUCAUAGGCCUGCCCGCCUCUUUUUAAAAUAGUUCUUUGCAGGGCUGGGCUGUUCACCUGCUUUGAUCACCGAAAUUUCUUUUUCCUAGAUUUGGUAAAGGAAUUAUGAAUAUGAAGAACAGUGUUAAUUCACAUGUAAUACGUUGAAAGGAACUGGACCCUAAUAGUAGUGAUGUGAAAGCAGGUGAUAUGAAACAGCUUUUCUAUCCUACAUGUUCACCUGGCUAUAGGUGUCUCAUUUCAAGUGCUGCUUGAGAGGAAACAUAUAAACCUUAAGAACCCUUACUUCAAGGCUUUAAGAGGCAGGGAGGUUUAAGUAUUAGUCUUUUAGGAGAUUGGUAACGAUGUCACCUAAACUUGAAAUCUUUUUAAAAGAUUAAUGUUCUCAAAUAUGUGAAAUCUUCCUCCUACCUUCUUAAAUGUAAUCCUAGGAAUUUUGCCUGUAAACAAAGCAUUUCUGGGCCAGGAAUACUUUCUCUUCUGUAUAGCAAGGCUACACAUAUUGAGUGCUGCAGGUUCCAUCAUUUUUAAAGGACAGAGACAUAAAUGAUAAAUAAUGGUAUAUAAUAUACUACAAUCUACCACCUCAAAAAAUAAUUGUUUAUGGAGCUUGGAGAUUGAAGUAUUGAUUGCAGUUUUAUUUUGAAAAGAAUGCUACAACUUAACGUGGUUUUUCUUUCUCAUGUUUAUAUUAAAAGAAAAGCUAAUAAACUCUAUUUUAAUUAAAA
Camelus dromedarius (Arabian camel) is the source of this 7130-nucleotide messenger RNA. It is a transcript of the gene CCNYL1, whose product is annotated as cyclin Y like 1. Gene Ontology annotation, biological process: regulation of canonical Wnt signaling pathway; regulation of cyclin-dependent protein serine/threonine kinase activity. NCBI's taxonomy places the organism in Eukaryota, Metazoa, Chordata, Mammalia, Artiodactyla, Camelidae. The record is from RefSeq and is a predicted model, not a curated record. Bases 387 to 1478 code for a protein of 363 amino acids. Gene Ontology annotation, molecular function: cyclin-dependent protein serine/threonine kinase activator activity; protein kinase binding. Gene Ontology annotation, cellular component: plasma membrane. The transcript has 10 exons.